Messenger RNA from Dioscorea cayenensis subsp. rotundata (Guinea yam), 477 nucleotides. RefSeq lists its product as uncharacterized. The record is from RefSeq and is a predicted model, not a curated record. The transcript has a single exon. The coding region runs from base 1 to 477 and encodes 158 amino acids. Lineage: Eukaryota; Viridiplantae; Streptophyta; Magnoliopsida; Dioscoreales; Dioscoreaceae.
AUGCCAUACAAACUAGCAUGGCUCAAGCAGGGUGGCGAGCUUAUGGUUAGCAAGCAUGCAUUGAUUGCCUUCUCGGUUGGCCCAAAGUAUAGAGAUGAAGUGUUGUGUGACGUUGUACCUAUGGAUGCUUACCAUUUAUUAUUGGGCAGGCAUUGGCAAUAUAAUCGGAAGGUGACACACGAUGGCCGCGCCAACUCUUAUAGCUUUAUCUACAGUGGUGUAAAGAUAGUGUUAGUGCCCAACAAGGCAGUGGAAGUAUCAACCGCCACCAACACUAACCUCCUAUCCUAUGCUCCAUUCGGGAGAGAGUUACAGGAUUCAAGCACUGUUUUUGUCUUACUCGGGAAGAUAAUCACCGAAGUCUUGGAGACUCCAGAAAUUCUGGAAAUCAUUCAUCCUUUACUUGAUGAGUUCCAAGAAGUCUUCCCUGAAGAUUUAGCAGGGGGGCUUCCAUCCCUACGGGAUAUACAACAUUAG